AUCAUAUAUCGUCGUGAACAGUUUUCAACCGAUUUCUCAGUUCAGUCGUUGAAAACAUUCAAGAUCAUGAAGUCAUUCGUCGAGUAUUAUCCAGAUUGUGAUUUUCCAAUCGAAAAUCUUCCUUACGGUGUCUUUUCUACGCCCAAUAACCCGCAGAAGAGAAUAGGAGUAGCGAUAGGCGAUGAAAUUUUAGACUUAUCAGCAAUUUCCCAUUUAUUCGACGGGCCACUGUUAAAAAAUCGUCAAGAUGUCUUCAGUCGUGAUUGUCUCAACGAUUUCAUGGCUUUGGGAAGACCUGCGUGGUUGGAAGCUAGAAAUAAACUCCAAGACUUGCUGUCUGCCAGUAAUCCUACUUUGCAAGAGCCUAAACUUCGCUCCAGCGUAUUUGUAAAUCAAAAUGAGGCAACGAUGCAUCUACCGGCAAAAAUUGGCGACUACACCGAUUUUUAUUCCUCCAUUAAUCACGCCACAAACGUAGGAAUAAUGUUUCGUGGGAAGGAAAAUGCUCUGAUGCCAAAUUGGAAACACUUACCAGUUGCUUACCAUGGAAGAGCAAGCUCGGUCGUGGUUUCCGGUACGCCGAUAAGAAGACCACGAGGGCAAACACUUCCCAUAGAAGGUGCAGAUCCAGCUUACGGUCCUUCCAGAUUGAUGGACUUCGAGCUUGAGGUAGCUUUCUUCGUUGGAGGACCAUCUACGAACUUAGGCGAAGCCGUUCCAGCGUCUAAAGCGUACGAUCACAUUUUUGGAAUGGUCACCAUGAACGAUUGGAGUGCAAGGGAUAUACAGAAAUGGGAAUACGUUCCAUUGGGACCAUUUGGUGCAAAAAAUUUUGGAACCACAAUUUCCCCAUGGAUAGUCACCAUGGAAGCCUUAGAACCAUUCAAAGUACCUAAUGUACCUCAAAAUCCAACCCCAUUUCCGUAUUUACAGCACAGCGAAUCUUGUAACUUUGAUAUUAAAUUAGAAGUGGAUAUCAAACCUCCCAGCGGUAUAGUUAGCACUGUUUGUCGCAGCAACUAUAAAUUCCAGUACUGGACACCGCGGCAACAAUUAGCUCACCACACCGUAACCGGAUGCAAUAUCAAUCCCGGGGACUUAAUGGCUUCCGGUACGAUAAGUGGCGAGUCUGCUGACUCUUAUGGUUCUAUGCUUGAGCUCGCUUGGAAAGGCACUCGAGCAGUACCGUUAAAAGAUGGCACGAACCGGAAGUUCCUGCAAGAUGGUGACGAAGUGAUUAUUCGCGGUUACUGUGUCGGUGAUGGCUAUAGAAUUGGAUUUGGACCGUGUUCUGGAAAAUUGUUGCCCGCUUUCGCCCAAUGA
This is a messenger RNA of Habropoda laboriosa, 1323 nucleotides long. It is a transcript of the gene Faa, whose product is annotated as fumarylacetoacetase. Gene Ontology annotation, biological process: L-phenylalanine catabolic process; L-tyrosine catabolic process; homogentisate catabolic process. NCBI's taxonomy places the organism in Eukaryota, Metazoa, Arthropoda, Insecta, Hymenoptera, Apidae. The transcript is spliced from 8 exons. The record is from RefSeq and is a predicted model, not a curated record. Gene Ontology annotation, molecular function: fumarylacetoacetase activity. Bases 67 to 1323 code for a protein of 418 amino acids.